AUGGCUGAGCGACUUAUUCCCUGGCUGAAUGGCCGACUGGAUCCUCGCCAGGCGUACACGUUCGACCGUAACCAUAUCACUGCGAUGUUGCAAAACAUCGUACUUUCCCCUGGUGUAUACGGCGUUCCCGCUCAGAAUGUCGCCAGACUGAUGUCCAUACACCAGGAUAUCACUCGUCUUCGGUGCCCAGAUGGUCAAGAUUACCUCGCCCCGGCACCACCGCAGAAUAUCGACCGCCAAGUUCAUCCCCGUUGGCCUAGAGGGAUCGCAAGGUUCCAGCUUAGAAGGUCGACCUACGAUGGAGUCGAGUACUGGGCACUCCCAGACCUCCUUGGGCUCUUUUUGAGCUCUUUGGGUCCGGCUCCAAUCGGGGCGACGAAGCGGAACUUUUACCUCCCGGUCACGGCUGUGUAUGGACAGUGGUGUACCAAGCUCCUUACCGGGGUGAUGCCAAGAGUAUAUCAGUGUUCUUGGACAGACACGAGGGAGUUCUCUCUUGGUGCCUCCAGAGGAGGCUUUGCUGUCCAGGAUGAUAUAGGGUCCUGGCUGGCCGUCUUGGAUCGUGCUCGGUACGGCAUUAUAAGGUCUCCAGCGCUACAGAUCACUUGGUCGCAGACGUGGACUCCUAAUCUCCGGAGAGUAGGGAGCACGGCUGGCCUUUGGUCGUUGUGCUGA
Messenger RNA from Aspergillus nomiae NRRL 13137, 675 nucleotides. RefSeq lists its product as uncharacterized. Bases 1 to 675 code for a protein of 224 amino acids. The transcript is spliced from 2 exons. NCBI's taxonomy places the organism in Eukaryota, Fungi, Ascomycota, Eurotiomycetes, Eurotiales, Aspergillaceae. The record is from RefSeq and is a predicted model, not a curated record.